Molecule: messenger RNA, 7220 nt
Organism: Phymastichus coffea
Lineage: Eukaryota; Metazoa; Arthropoda; Insecta; Hymenoptera; Eulophidae
Gene: Col4a1
Product: collagen alpha-1(IV) chain
Exons: 26
Coding region: 207-5840 (1877 amino acids)
Cellular component (GO): collagen trimer
Molecular function (GO): extracellular matrix structural constituent
Source: RefSeq, a predicted model, not a curated record
UGCCGAGACGAACUGGCCGCGCUUUAUUCGCGCCUCGGACUGCCUACCCGAUAGGAGUAAGCAGUCUCCGUUGGAGUGCAGCGAUUCUACUGCCCCGCGACGACGAGACGUGAGCAGGCGCGGACAGAUAGAUAGCGCCCGUCCAACAGAACGCAGCGGAAAAAGAAAAACGCGCGAUCCUGCUGUGAUCUAUCCGGACGAGCGACAUGACCCGGCUGGGAUUGCGAUUCGUCGCAUCCCUGGUGUUCCUGGUCGUGGUCGCCGAGGGGCGCGAAGUCCCUCAAAAAAAAUCAAGCAGGAUUGAACGCGGAGAUUUACCUGGGUACCCUGAGUAUGGCGAUACGUUUGGCGAGACGUACAGCGAAGAUGAAAAAAGUUUACGAUCUAAGCAGAACGAAGAACAUAGUAUUUCACCUUCGUUGAAUGCAUAUGGAUUAAAUUAUCCUGAUCCUCGUCACAAUCAAGCACGGUAUGAAUCCAGUUACGAACGGCGUGGCGGUGGUUCUAGCUAUGAAUCUAGUUACUAUGACUGGCACGGCGGUGGACGUAGCUAUGAAGCCGGUUUCAAUCAAAAAGGUGGGGCUAGGCAAGAUUCUUCUAGCAGAUAUAGAGAAAACGGUUAUCCAAGCAACUACAGAGUGUAUCCAGCUCCUGGUGUCGAUACCAAAGGUUGUAAUACCACUACCGGCUCUGGCUGUUGUUAUCCGAAGUGCUUUGCGGAGAAAGGCGUUAGAGGUCCACCGGGUUUAAUGGGGCCAGUUGGACCUAAAGGAGAACAAGGUUUUCCAGGUAUAGAAGGUUUUUUAGGACCGAAAGGAGAUAAGGGAGAUCCUGGCCCGCAAGGUCAACGCGGAGUCAAAGGUGAUCGAGGGCGAAUGGGUGUACCUGGUCACCCAGGACAAAAUGGAAUACCUGGAUCACUUGGAGCUGCUGGACCACCCGGUUUUCCUGGACGAGAUGGAUGUAACGGCACUGAUGGAACAGCUGGAACACCGGGUAGACCUGGAGAAAUUGGACCACGUGGCUUACCUGGUGUCCCGGGUUUCAAAGGAGACAAAGGAGAAGCAGGUCACUGUGGUAUGCUUCUCACUGGACAGAAGGGAGAACCCGGUAUCGACGGCGUGCAAGGAGCUCGAGGAACACCAGGUCCUCAAGGAUUCCCUGGCUCUUCUGGCCCAAAGGGUGAAAUUGGUCCAAUGGGUUUUCCAGGACCAGAAGGCACGAAAGGAGAAAAAGGUCAGAUGGGUCUAAGUUUCGAGGGCCCUAAGGGCGAUAAAGGUACUAAAGGAGAGCCGGGUCCACCUGGAGAAAGCAAUCCAUAUCCUUUUCAAACGUCGCCUAAUGAAGUAAUAGGCCCCAUCGGAUUGCCUGGUGAAAAGGGAGAAAAAGGAGAUAUGGGAUGGGUCGGACCAAAAGGAGAACCAGGAUUUAUUGGAGAUAAUGGUCGACCUGGUUUGAAUGGUAUGAAGGGAGAAAAAGGACUCCCUGGAGCACCGGGAAUUCGGGGUCGUGAUGGAUUUUCCGGACCUCCAGGACCUCCAGGUCAAAAAGGUGAUCGCGGUUACGAUGGAGCUGAUGGACUAAUGGGUCCUCAAGGAUUGAAAGGAGAGUCAGGAAGUGAUGGACUAGCAGGCUUACCUGGUCUUAGAGGUCCUCCAGGACCACCCGGGGGUGGUAAAGGUCAACCAGGACCCCCUGGUGAGAAAGGUCCCCGAGGAUAUCCCGGCCCAGUUGGUUUAAGAGGAGCUGAUGGUACUCCCGGACAACCAGGUCCAAGAGGUCCUAUAGGACAUCCAGGAGGUCCUGGAAUAGCAGGUCUUCCAGGAGCUGAAGGAUCGCCAGGCGAAAAAGGAGCGAAAGGAGACGCAGGUCUCGCCGGUUUUCCUGGAGAGCCUGGACCACAAGGAUUUAUUGGUCCUCUUGGCCCUCCAGGACCGAUAGGUCUUCCCGGCGAAAAAGGACUGUCGAUUGCUGGACCUCCAGGUAUUGAUGGAGCUCCCGGAAGAGACGGUGCUAAAGGUCAAAAAGGAGAGAAGGGUUAUGGGGGUCCACGUGGACGACCGGGUGAUUCAUUAGAAGGGAUUCCUGGAUCUCCUGGUGUCCCAGGUCUUCCGGGAGAUAUAGGUCCCCCCGGUAGAGAUGGUACUCCAGGUUGGCCUGGUCUUCCUGGAGAAAAAGGAGAAAUCGGAGGCAGGUGUACACAGUGUUUACCUGGAUUAAAAGGCGACAAAGGUGACCGAGGUCUCGAUGGCAAAGAUGGUUUGCCUGGUUCACGCGGACCCUCGGGAGAAAGAGGUUUCCCUGGAGAACCUGGUCUUGAUGGUCUUCCUGGUCCUACUGGUUUUCCUGGAUCACGAGGUACAGAUGGACUGCCUGGUUCUCCAGGUGCACCAGGAGAACCUGGUAAAGAUUGCAUCGUUCGUGAAAACCAGUUAAAAUUCGAGAAGGGUCAAAAGGGAGAAAGAGGAGACUUUGGUAGAGAAGGACCUAUGGGCCCAGAAGGUCCUAUGGGUGAGAAGGGUAGUCCAGGAAGUCUCGGAUUCCCUGGAACAAAAGGAGAUGCGGGUGAUCAAGGAUUUCCCGGGUCAGAUGGUACACCAGGAAGGCCAGGCAUUCCAGGAAGAAAAGGAGAAAUAGGCCUAAGCAUUAAGGGUGAUCAGGGAGAUAGAGGAUUAGAUGGUUAUCCUGGACAAAAGGGUGAACCUGGAUUCCCAGGAGAAAGAGGAUUACCAGGUACUUGUCCACCUCUUAGUAUCACAGAGGCUGUUAAAGGGCCUCAAGGAGAUCGCGGUCAAAAGGGAGAACCAGGUCUCGCUGGUUAUUAUGGAGAGAAAGGGGAUAGAGGUUUUCCUGGUGCAACUGGUUUACCUGGGCCGGCUGGUCCUAUAGGAGCACCUGGACCCGUAGGUCCUAGAGGUUUACCAGGUCCGCGUGGUGAUAAAGGAAACACUGGACCAAUGGGUUUUCCAGGCGAGCCAGGAUUAAUUGGACCAAGAGGAACUCCUGGUUUCAAUGGACCGAAAGGUCUUAAAGGAGAACCAGGAAUAUCUGUCAAAGGAAACCAAGGUUUACGUGGACCGCAAGGACCCAAAGGUGACAAAGGGUUGAUAGGACCGGUUGGAAAAGAAGGCCCGCCAGGAUAUGUUGGUUUAAGAGGAUUAGAUGGAGAGAAAGGUGACAGUGGUCCUCCUGGAAUAAACGGCUUACCUGGAGUGCCAGGAGCAAAGGGCGAUGCUGGACCAAUCGGCCCUCCAGGACCUCCUGGAAUCAUAGGCACUCCUGGAAUGGAUGGAUCGAAAGGUGAACUGGGAAUACCCGGAGAACCCGGACGAACUGGAUUACCUGGAAUGCCGGGUCUUAAAGGCGACAUUGGUGUUCCUGGUAUUGAUGGUUCUAAAGGAUUCCCUGGUCGUAGAGGUGUUCCAGGAGUUCAAGGACGACCUGGACUCGAUGGUGCACCUGGAGCACAAGGUCAGAAGGGUGAGAAGGGAUUAUUAGGAUUCCCUGGAAUGCCAGGUAUAGACGGAAAACCUGGACGGCCUGGUGAAGCUGGACCCAAAGGUGAUAUAGGAUCCCCGGGCGAACCAGGGCCAAUGGGUCUUAUAGGAAUGGCUGGUGAGAAAGGUGAUCACGGAGAUCAAGGUUUCACGGGACAAAAAGGUGAACCCGGUGAGGUAUCAGAAAAGGGUCAGAAAGGUGAGCCGGGAAUGCCAGGUAUAAGAGGACCUCAGGGAGCACCGGGACGAGAUGGUUUCGAUGGAGAGAAAGGCGCCCCUGGUUUACCUGGUUAUGGCCGCGAUGGACUACCUGGAGAAAAGGGUGAGCCAGGUUUGCCAGGAAGAGAUGGCAUUCCUGGACAGCCAGGAAUGAAAGGUGAUACAGGCUCGUACGGAUACCCAGGACAAAAGGGAGACACUGGUUUCCCUGGAGAGCCAGGAGAGCCAGGUCUGCCCGGAUUAGAUGGUAGAGACGGCGAGAUAGGAGAUAUUGGACCUGCGGGACCGGCUGGUUUCCCUGGUUUAGACGGUGAAAAAGGUGCUCCUGGAAGACCUGGUAUAGACGGGCCUAAGGGAGAUAUGGGUCCAGAAGGUCUGAUAGGAUUACCAGGUUAUGAAGGUGUCCCGGGAGAAAAAGGUGAUCGUGGUCUCCCUGGAUUAACCGUAAAUGUAAAAGGAGAGAAGGGUGAACCUGGGUUGCCAGGAUAUGCUGGACGUGAUGGUGAGAAGGGAGAUGUUGGAUUCCCAGGACCACCCGGAUUUAUUGGUGAAAAGGGUGAUAAGGGUGAUGCAGGAAAUGCAGGAUUUGCAGGACCUCCAGGUCUCCCCGGAGAAAAAGGUGAUCAAGGUUUGCCUGGUCCUAUGGGUCCAGUGGGUCUUACUGUAAAAGGAGAAAAGGGAUUACCUGGACUUCCGGGCAAACAUGGUCGAGAUGGUUAUCCGGGAAUAUCAGGAGAGAAAGGAGAACGCGGUUUACCUGGACUAACAGGAUUGAAAGGAGAUAUCGGUUUGCCUGGACCUCUUGGACCGCAAGGACCGAAAGGAGAUUCUGGUUUACCAGGCCCAACUGGAUCACCUGGACGAGAUGGAGUUUCGGGCAAUGAGGGUAUGCCAGGAUUACCUGGUGAAAGAGGAGAGAAAGGUGAUCAAGGUCCUCCUGGGCUCUUCGGAUCUCCUGGGCAGAAGGGAGAACCUGGUUUCCCAGGUCGUCAUGGAAUGGAUGGAAUGCAAGGAGAAAAGGGAGACAGGGGAAGAGACGGUCUCCCCGGAAUCCAAGGCUUGCCGGGUGAAAAGGGAGAUCGAGGUUUCACCGGUCCAGUUGGAAUUGAAGGAUCUGCUGGUUACGAUGGUGAAAAGGGUGACAAGGGAGACGCUUGCUUAGCCUUGCCGUCAGAGCGAGGAGAAAAGGGUGACCGUGGAUUACAAGGACCACCUGGACCACCUGGAUCACCUGGAUCUAAAGGAGAACAAGGAUUAGCAGGUUUCCCUGGUAUUGACGGACCAAAAGGAAUGCCAGGUUUUGCUGGUCCACCUGGAGCGCCAGGAUUGCGAGGAGCGUCAGGUCUUGAAGGACCUCCUGGACCUCCAGGACUUGAUGGACCACCAGGUUCGCCAGGUCUUAUCGGUGAACCUGGCUUGCCAUGCGAAACACAACCAGAUUACUUGACAGGCAUUUUACUUGUAAAACACAGUCAAAGUCAACAAGUGCCCUCAUGCGAUCGCGGUCACGUAAAACUGUGGGAAGGGUACAGUCUUCUAUAUACGGAUGGAGAUGAAAGAGCACAUUCUCAAGAUUUAGGUUAUGCUGGCUCCUGCGUAAGAAAGUUCUCGACUAUGCCUUUCCUAUUCUGCGACGUAAAUAGCGUUUGUCACUAUGCUAGCCGAAACGAUCGAUCUUAUUGGUUAUCGACAAACAGCCCUAUUCCAAUGAUGCCUGUGGAAGAACAUGCCAUUGAGGAAUAUAUUUCUAGGUGCGUGGUCUGUGAGGUUCCAGCAAGCGUAAUCGCUGUUCACAGUCAGUCACUAAGCAUUCCUGAUUGCCCUGACGGAUGGUCUGGCAUGUGGAUUGGAUAUAGUUUUGUAAUGCACACUGGAGCAGGCUCGCAAGGAGGUGGACAGUCGCUAUCUAGUCCGGGAUCUUGUCUGGAAGAUUUCCGAGCUACACCGUUCAUUGAGUGCAACGGUGCCAAAGGACACUGCCAUUACUAUGCGAACGAGUUCAGUUUCUGGAUGGCCACGAUCGAGGACCGCGAUCAAUUCCAGAAGCCUGAGAAGCAAACGCUUAAGGCAGGCAAUCUGCGCUCGCGCAUCAGUCGUUGUCAAGUUUGCUUAAAGAAUACGUAAAACGUUUUGAUUCUCGAAGAAACGCGCGCGCCAAUGAGAAUACCAGUCGAUCGAUGCACUUUAUUUGUGCAUUGCUGAUGACUUUAUAUAAAAUUACGCUAUAGAUUCAGUAGAGCGGUAACGCUCUACUGAACGUUACCGCUUUUUUAUUCUACAAAAUCUUUUUGAUAUUUUCUUUUCUUCCAAAGCAGAUUUACACUUGAACUAUUUUUAAACGAAUCAAGUUUAUUUCUUUACUUAUCAAUGUGUUUCUCGUUAGACUUUUUUUGUCUUUUUACUACUUUUGUAACUGCCCCCCAAAAUCUGCCUUAGCAUAUUACUUAGCAUGUAAAAUAAAAUCUAUAUAUAUAUAUUUGUAUAUUUAUAUUGUAUCACGUACAAGUCUAGUAAAUGAAAAAUUUUGAUUCUCGUUAUCGUACCAUGUACACUUCCGACAUCAAAUUAUAUUGUAUAUUUUUAUUGUAUGACAACAAUGUAAACGAAUGUUAACAUGGUAAUCUCGAGUGGAGCCAAAUAUUUAAAUAUAUAGGUAUUUUGCUACAUAGCCAAUGCCCGUUUAUUACCUUUAAUUUUAUACCUGUGAUCGAGACGUAUAACGAAUAACGAAUCCAAUUUUCCUAUUAAUAAUUUGACUCUUAUUUUAAAUAUUGUGCGCCUCGAACACAUGUUUUUAAGUAAUAAUUCAAGAAAAAUAGAUUUAUUUGAAAUUAUUAAUAAAUGUUUGCAUGAUUAAUCAUACUGUUAUUGUUCAAGUUACUAUACGAUUAUUUGAUAAAUCGUAGUAUGUUUUUAUUUUAUGCUACUAUUAUUGUCGAAUUUAUAUAACUACUUUUAUAGACAUUAAAUUUUUUAAGUUUAAAUGGAUUAUUUUUUGAAUGUGUCGCCAAGUAAGUUUAUACGUCAUGUUAUCUAUAAGAGUAGAUAAAAAAAUGUUUUAGAUAUUAUAUAAAGAAAAUUUAACUAUUCCUUUAUAAACAUUUUGUAUAUGCAUAAGAAAUUCUAAUCAACAACCUCAAACUUAAAACAAGCAAUCUAAACCAAAGUCAAUAUUGUUAGUCAGACACUGAACUCAUUUUAAUGUUCAACAACACAGUUUUUUAUGUGUUUACUAUAGUUACUACGAGAACCGGAUAAGAGUUUGAAAAAAUCAUGAAGUUAAAAAAUAAUUAACUUUCAGAAUAUCAUUGCUUAGAACGAUUUCAAUUAACAUGAUCAUGCUAAAUAUUUUGUUGAUUACGUAGUCAUUAAUGCAUUAGUUUUUAGUGAAAAUUACAAAGUUAAUUAGAACAACUCUAAAACAAUUUUGCAGAUUUAUUUUUCUGAUAAUUACUUAUGUUAUAAUAUAUAGAAAUUUGUAAAUUAAAUUCUAGGAAAUAAUAA